This is a messenger RNA of Acytostelium subglobosum LB1, 372 nucleotides long. RefSeq lists its product as hypothetical. The record is from RefSeq and is a predicted model, not a curated record. The transcript is spliced from 3 exons. Lineage: Eukaryota; Evosea; Eumycetozoa; Acytosteliales; Acytosteliaceae. Bases 1 to 372 code for a protein of 123 amino acids.
AUGCCUAUAAAGAUAAUUUGUCAGGUUGUUGUUGACUAUCUACAGCAACAACGAAAGGCUACUAGACCAUCAAAGAAAGGUGUCAUACUGCGACGUGAUGAGAAGACACAACAGAUAGUAUUGGAGUUGCCAAAGAGUACUCCAACCAUAUUCAAUUUAGAGGAAUGUGUAUCAAAGAUAUACACCAACUUUGUCAACGAUGGCAAGUGCACAAUUGAACUACUGCUGCCAGGUGGUACUUACGCCAAUGUUCUGAUAUCGAAUGCCAAGCCAGAGGAGCUGAAACGACUGGUAGACAUUGUAAAGUCAAUACUAGUAUCGCCACAAGAUCUAUACGACAUGUCAUUGGAUGACGAGAAAGAGCAAGAAUAA